Messenger RNA from Carassius auratus (goldfish), 2268 nucleotides. Its product is annotated as E3 ubiquitin-protein ligase MARCH4-like. The record is from RefSeq and is a predicted model, not a curated record. The coding region runs from base 815 to 1933 and encodes 372 amino acids. Gene Ontology annotation, molecular function: zinc ion binding; ubiquitin-protein transferase activity. Gene Ontology annotation, biological process: protein ubiquitination. The transcript has 4 exons. NCBI's taxonomy places the organism in Eukaryota, Metazoa, Chordata, Actinopteri, Cypriniformes, Cyprinidae.
CUCGCGGGCGCGCGCUUGUGUGACGUCGCUCGUUCGCUGUCCCGGGUAUCACGGUGCUGAUCCCGUGGCAUCAGCCGCUCCGAGCCACCGUCCAGCGGAACCUGAACUCGGAUUACAUGCGGCGUCCGCGCGGAGAAGAAACGCGGAAGGCAUCGCUUUAACCUUAGGGCGCACACACCUGAACGCGGACCUGAAUGAAUUCACGCCACUGAGGGAUGCUUUAACACAUGUGGCAUGCGACUUACUUCGCAGGAGGACAACUAGAUCCCAAACCCAAUGGAAUUAAUCGAUCUUAUGGCUUCUGACACCUGCUUACUUGCUUACUUUUUUUAAAACUUAAUUCUGAAUGCAAUAUACACGUGCACUUAAAUAUUUCACAAAAGCUUCUUUGUUUCUCCAUUUAAAUUGCAAAAGAUUUUAAGUAACCUUUCUAUAGCGCUUUCUAUAAAACUGAUUGUGUCAAAACAGCUUUAUAGUGUGGACAGAAAAAUAGUUUGUCAAUAAUGCAAGAAGAGGACAGCCGUGUUUCCAGAUAAAGUCAAUUCAUUGAUGAUUUAGUGAUGUCACCGUUCAGUUCAGCUCUCUUCCAAUAGUGUCUGUGCAAAUCAGUCACAGCUAAAUUCAAGCUAGAUUCCAAAAGUGCAAUGAACUUAAAGCAGGUCGCCACUUUAAUGCAUCACUUAAGUUGCAAUUGUAGAGGGUUGCAAUGGCUUUCACGCAUUCGCUCUUCACAGCCUAAAAACUAGCAGGGAGUCCAUCAACGUGCGCUAACUGAUCCAGGACAGAGUCGAUUCUCCCUGUUCUCGGAUGAAGCAUGCUGAAGAGCCGCUGUUGCGUUCUCUUCGGUGACCUCAAGGUGUUCCUGCUCGGGCCACAGGCUCCUACAAACCCCAUGAGCGGACAAACGGCCAGAAUCAGCCCGUUUGCCUCGGAUAACAACACCGCGUUACGAGCCCACCGGCUCCGGCACUGGAGUAUCCCGUCCACGGAGGACGCCGAGGCGGCUGCGGACGGGUGCGCGUGGACGGGUGCCGCGGCGGAAGAGCUCCCCAAGGAUCGCAAGGAUGACAGAUUCUCCUUCAUCAGCUAUGCAGAAGGAACCCCGGUGUGCAGGAUAUGCUUCCAGGGACCGGAACAGGGUGAGCUGCUGAGCCCGUGUCGCUGCAAUGGCUCUGUCCGCAGCACUCAUCAGCCGUGUCUCAUCAAGUGGAUCAGUGAAAGAGGCUCGUGGACCUGUGAACUCUGUUACUACAAGUACCAGGUGAUCGCCAUCAGCACCAAGAACCCGCUGCAGUGGCAAGCGAUCUCGCUCACCGUCAUUGAGAAGGUUCAGAUCGCGGCGGCGAUCUUGGGUUCGCUCUUCCUCAUCGCCAGCAUCUCGUGGCUGGUGUGGUCGUCUCUCAGCCCUUCGGCCAAGUGGCAACGCCAAGACCUGCUCUUCCAGAUCUGUUAUGGGAUGUACGGCUUCAUGGACGUCAUCUGCAUCGCUCUGAUUGUCCACGAGGGCCCGUCUGUUUUCCGUAUAUUCCACCGCUGGCAGGCCGUCAAUCAGCAGUGGAAAGUUUUAAACUAUGACAAGAAGCGAGACAGCGAGGAGCAGAAGAAUAAUGAGGAACUGACUCAUUCGCUGCUCCACCAGAGGGAUCCGUCAGGAGCGGACGUCUCUCCUUCACCGUCUUCACUCAUGGCUGCUGCUGGGACGCCGGCUCUUGACAUGACCGACAGCACGACAAACACCACAGCGGCCGCGCAGGACUCCUACCAGACUGAUGCGCUCGCAGACGGACCGGCUUUACUGGACCAGCACUGUCCCUAUAAUCUCCUGCAUUUACUGAGUCAUCUACGGCCGCACGAGCCACGAAGCCCAGCCAACAACAUCAGCACAAACACCACUAAACCUAGAGAAGUGGUUAUGAGAGUCACCACCGUCUGACUGGAGCCUUCUGAUGGGACUCUUUUCAGCACAGCGUUGGAACUGUCGGAUUAUUUAUGACUUUCACUGAUACUAAUAACAAACAAUAUGGGGUUUUAAUUGCAUAUUCUGAGAUCUAAAGAGCAGGUUGGACGGCUCAUGAAUUUAAAGGGACAGUUCACCCAGAAACGGACAUUCCGUCAUUCUUUGAUGUUCCGAACAUGUAUGAUGUCAUUUGACUUCCUGUGGAACACAAAAGGAGAAUUUAUGAAGAAUCUUAAAGAGAUCAAGGUCAAGCUCCAAAAAGCAUUGUGAAAAUGAAUUGAAUUUGUGUUCUACAGUAAAAAUAACAUUUU